GUGACCUGUGGAAUGUUAACAAUGCAGCGAGUGUCCAACUUUGUGCUGCAUUUCUGAUCCUGCCUGGAGUCUGGGGAGAAAAUGGAGGCUCAUUUCAUCAUAUUUAUACAGUCUCUCCGUCUUCACUGAGCUCUUCAGCUCUCUCUACGCGGCAGUUAAGCGAAAAGUCGUUUGACGGGAUUUAUUCUCCAUUCUGAGUUAUUCUCGCUACUUCUAUCACAUGGCGAACAUUGGCAGCAUCAUGGUUUGGCUCCGCGGUGCCCUCGUGACUGGAUGCAUUUCCUGGAAUAAGCUGGAACCUGAGCCUUGAAAGCCACACCAUGGAAUGCCUGUAGUACCACGCUUCACCUUGGUCCACCACACCAGCAUCAGCAGGAAUCACAAACACAAAGAGAGGCACAAACAAAUAAGGGAUACAAAGGAGGACUCCCAAAUCUGUCCCUCCCAUCUGGAGACUCUUUAUCUAUUUAGGUCAGCCAGCUUGAAAGGGGUCUCUUGGAGGGUGUAGGAGAGUCAGUGUAAAUUUGUGUGUGUGUGUGUGUUUCCGUGUUAGAGUAAGUGCCUGCUCUGGGCACUGAGGCCAUGAGGCCCAAGACUUUCCCAGCUGCCCCAUAUGUGGGCAACACACGCCAGAGGCUUCAGGAGAUCAAGGAGGGUCUGAAGCAGCCGGCCAAGCUGGUGAGCCAAGCGCUGCACGGGGCCAGCUCAAGGACAGAGGGCGGCAGAGGUUCCGACUCCAAGACCGGGAAAGACACAGCCAGUCGACAGCAGCAACUCAGACCCCCACAGAAGUUCAACAACUACCAGAGUGCCUUGCGAGAAAUCCGCAAGUCCCUCUUGCCCUUCGCCAAUGACUCGGGCCCAUCUUCCGGAUCAGGACACCCUGCGGGCGCCGGGGAAGUCAACCGGCAGAUGCUUCAGGAUUUGGUCAAUGCCGGCUGUGACCAGGAGAUGGCAGUGCGGGCACUGAAGCAGACAGGAAGUAGGAACAUCGAAGCAGCCUUAGAGUACAUCAGUAAAAUGGGUUACCUUGACCCCCGCAAUGAGCUCAUUGUUCGUGUCAUCAAGCAGACUUCACCAGGAAAAGCUGGCAUGCCAAACUCAAUGGACCACCGACCUACUUUAGAGGCUUCAGGUGAGGCAGGUGCCAUGCCUCCAUACCACCAGAUUGGUGGUCCUAUGUAUGAGGGUCCAGCUGGAUAUGGUCCUGAGGGAGAGAUGCCCAGACCCUACAUGAGCUCUCCUUCUGUAAUGAACUACAUGAUCCCCCCGUCUGGCACACCACAGGGCCCCGCCAUGGGAAACCCACUGGGUCGACCUCCCAGUCUGGGUGCCUAUCCAGCUGUGAUGGCCACCCAGGGAAAUCCAGCCAAUACCAUGUACCCUCCAGGAGCCCAACAGAAGGGCUACCCUGGCAGUAUGGAGCAGCAUGGGCCUAUGAUGAGCUACAGUGUCCCAGGCCAGCCUCUGCAACUUCAGCCUCAGCCACCAGGGGGCCCUGUCCCAGGCCCCCACUAUGACUAUGGCCAUGCCAGGCCACACAUGAUGGAGCCUGCGGGCUAUGGAGUCAAGAGGACUGCCUCCUUCCAGAACAAGAUGGCACCGCCCCCCAUGGCACCCCCAGACAAUUAUGUCAACAUGCAGGGAAAAGGAGCCAUGGGCCAAAGCGGUCCUGGAGGGGCAGGGGGAGGGUACCCUGCUAACCUGUACCUGCCCCCUCACUCCCACCCACGUCAGGCCAGCCCCACAUCCCACCAGGUUCACAUGAUGUCCCGUUCCCCAGGUGGGGUGGCACAGAUGGGCCCUGACUUCUCUGAUAUUCCCCAGGGCCUAAUGACACCAUCCAGGGCCAGCCUCAACCUGGACCUGUAUGAGCACCACUGGGCAGGCCCUCCGGGUCCUGAAGGGGCCCCUCCAGCAAGACAACCCCAACCCCAGGGCCCAUUCAGGGCAGAGGUGCGUGUCCCCAGCAGAACCAACUCCUUCAAUAGUCGCUCUGCAGGACCCAAUGGUGUCCGGCCAGCGAUGACAGCACCCCCCACAGCAGGCAAACAAGACCCCUCCAUGGGCACUCCAAACACCAUUACAGCUGUAACAUCUCCCCCUAUCCAGCAGCCGGUCAAGAGUAUCCGUGUGAUGAGGCCAGAGCCCAAGACGGCUGUUGGGCCCUGUCACCCCAGCUGGAUGACUGCUCAGGCCCAGGAUGCAGGUGAGCCUCUGGCCUACAUGGCAGAGGAACCCUACUCUCUGGAGCCUGCUCAGGAACCACGUUGCCCACCACCACCUUACCCCAAAAACCUGCUUAUGUCUGGGGUGACUGGUGAGCCAGGGGCCCUGGAAGGACCUGGAGCCAUGUGUGGAGCUCAGGACAUCAGCAACUCUGCUGCUAGAAGCACACACAGUGGGAGUGGAGGGAGUGGAAAGGCUGAGGAGACCCAGCAGGUCAAAGAGAAGACGAAGAUGGGCAAGGGGGAAAAAUCAGUGAAAGACAAAAAACAGAUCCAGACGUCACCUGUUCCGGUGAGGAAGAAUGGGCGUGAUGAGGAGAAGAGAGAAUCACGGAUCAAGACCUACUCACCUUUCGCUUUCAAGUUCUACAUGGAGCAGCACAUAGAGAAUGUGAUGAAGACCUAUCAGCAAAAACUGAACCGCAGGCUUCAGCUGGAACAAGAGAUGUCCAAGGCUGGCCUAUCAGAAGCAGAGCAAGAACAGAUGAGGAAGAUGUUGAACCAGAAAGAGUCCAACUACAACAGGCUACGCCGUGCCAAAAUGGACAAGUCCAUGUUUGUCAAAAUCAAGACGCUGGGCAUAGGUGCUUUUGGUGAAGUGUGUCUUACACGUAAGGUGGACACUGGCGCACUUUAUGCCAUGAAAACACUGCGCAAGAAAGACGUCCUCAAUCGUAAUCAGGUAGCCCAUGUGAAAGCAGAACGUGACAUUCUGGCUGAGGCAGACAACGAGUGGGUGGUGCGUCUCUACUAUUCCUUCCAGGACCGUGACAGCCUCUACUUUGUCAUGGACUACAUCCCCGGAGGAGACAUGAUGAGCCUGCUAAUUCGAAUGGGCGUCUUCCCUGAAACUCUGGCACGCUUCUAUGUGGCAGAGCUGACACUGGCCAUCGAGAGCGUCCACAAGAUGGGCUUCAUCCACCGUGACAUCAAGCCUGACAACAUACUCAUUGACCUGGACGGACACAUCAAGCUGACGGACUUUGGACUGUGCACAGGCUUCCGCUGGACGCACAACUCCAAGUACUAUCAGAAAGGAAGCCACAUCAGACAAGACAGCAUGGAGCCAAGCGACUUCUGGGAUGACGUGUCGAACUGUCGCUGUGGCGACCGACUGAUGACACUGGAGCAGCGUGCCAACCGGCAGCAUCAGCGCUGCCUGGCUCAUUCACUGGUGGGAACGCCUAACUACAUCGCACCAGAGGUGCUGCUGCGCAAAGGUUACACCCAGCUGUGUGACUGGUGGAGCGUGGGAGUGAUCUUGUUUGAAAUGCUGGUGGGACAGCCCCCCUUCUUGGCCCCCACACCUACCGAGACUCAGAUCAAGGUCAUUAACUGGGAGAGCACUCUGCAGGUGCCUGCCCAGGUCAAACUGAGCCCAGAGGCCAUAGACAUCAUCGGCCGCCUCUGCUGCUCUGCAGAGGAUCGUCUGGGUGCCAAUGGUGCUGGCGAGAUCAAGGCUCACCCAUUUUUCAGCCAGGUGGACUUCUCCAGCAAUCUGAGGCAGCAACCAGCCCCCUAUCGGCCCAAGAUCGCCCACCCGAUGGACACGUCCAACUUUGACCCUGUGGAGGAGGAAGGAGGUCCCGGGGCGUGGAGUGACAGCGGGGACAGCACCCGGACCUUGGACAUGCUUUGUUCUCCGCAUGGGAAGCACCCAGAGCACGCUUUCUAUGAGUUCACUUUCCGCAGAUUCUUUGAUGACAACGGCUGCCCUUUCCGCUACCCUAAGCCUCUCGAAGAAAGCGAGUUGCCACCAAGCAUCACAGGAGCUACCUGCAUGGGCCCAGAAGAGGAGGACGAGCAAGAAGAGGAGGAAGAGGAAGAUGAAGAGGAGGAGGGAGAGCAGGGGGAAGGAUGUGAGCCUGUGUAUGUUUAGAGUUGCCGACUGAACGGUGUGUGUCUGUUACUGUUGACUCACAACCCUCCCAUCUGCUACUGCUCUUCUUCUGUGUAUGUGUGUAGAGGUGUGCAUGCUACAGAAGUGUGUCUGUGUGUAUUUAUGCAUAUCUGGCAUGUGAAAUUGUUAAGUUGCGGGGGCAUGACCGAUGAACAUCGCCACCCUGGGGAAUUUAUAGCGCUUCUACACUGACUUCAAAUUCAAAACUCCCCUGAUCCGGGACCAAGAAACAACAUUCUGUAUAUGACUGGGUGCACCAAGGGUGAAGCGUAUGUGGUUAGAAGAACAAGACUCAGCAACUCUAAAGGUUGAAAGGAGAUUGGGAAUGUAAGGAUAUCUGGACUGCAGACAAGAUUUCGAAUUCGAGGACUGCUUGCAGUUCUUCCAGCGGUUUCUUGUCCGAUUCCUUUAACCCUUGGUCUUACGGAGGACUGAAACACCAUCAUGGUGAUCUUCUAGCCCAGGGGCUACUUCCUGUUCUACCUGAGCUGCUUUAAACUCAAAUAUUGGACACGGCAGUGUGAUGAGUGGAACCAGUUUACUAAUUGAUUGCUGGGGUGGGGGUGGGGGGGCUCUUUCACAGCUGCUGCAAAAUAAGCUACAAAGACGCAUGCAUGUGCACACACUCACGCACACUUAAUCAGUACAGGUCAAGCUCUGUCAUAAAGAGUAAAAUAGGUGUUGGUCUCUUCACUCUAUGUGUUUUUGUUUAAAUUUCUGUAUUUGAUCCAAAAAAAAUUUGAAUCAGAUUUACCAAACAAAAUAUUUUGGGUUGCCCCAUCUGUCUUAAAUAUCCACAGCUGCCUUAUUUUGUGCCAAGUCUUCGUUCAGUUUAAUAUUUUCCUUCUCUUCUCAGAGGUCGCUGUUACAAAUAUCCUUGUGUUAAUGAUUUUCUACUUUAACUGACCAUUUCAAAGCUUGUCUCCAAAAAGGUCCUUAACCCCUACUGACACUAAGGGAGUAAAGUUCAGGCUGGGCUCUAACAAUCAAGCCCAGUUCUGUUUUAGCCUGAUCUGAGACUGAACCACUGUAGCAUAUGUUGAGCCUUAUUAAAACCAGACAUUUCACUGUCAGUCUGACAUGCGGUGAAUUUCUGCUCAUAAAUUACAGGAAGAGCUGGAUCAGAUGAGGAAUGUUCCUGCCAUCAAAUACUAAUUCUUGUUGUUAGCACUGCACACAGUUUCCUGUGCCUUGUUUUAGGAAAAGAAAAACCACACCUGACUCAAGAAAAUUAAGAGAAAUCAAAGACAGAGCGGGACAGGCCUGAACCUGUCAUGUUGAAUGGGACUGAGUUGCUUUCUGACUAAGAAUCAAAGCUCUAAUACACACAAACACACACCCAUUAACUAAGAUACAUAAGUGUAUAGCUGUUUUGCAAAGAUCAGUCCCACAGUUGCUUAACCAGCCUCCCCUCUCUUCUGGAGGAAGUCUGAAAACAAAGCAACAUUUUCUUACAGCAGCAAACGUGAUAGUAUGACUAUGUGCAAUACAAAAAAUACAUUAUAUAUAUAGUUUUCUAAACACUUAAUAUCCUUUUGAAUGUUUAGUACUGAAAUGUACAAAUAUAUUGGUUUAUAUAUAUUUUCUCUUUUCUCUUACAACAUGCUGCUUAAUAUUGUGGUUAAUAUUAUUUACAUUGUUGUUGUUACAUGUGUGCCUGGUUUCUUUUGGCGUGGCUUAAAGAAGUGUCGGCUUCUUUGCCAAGUGUGCUUGGGGUUUGAAAGUAAUGAGCCUUGUGCCUUUCUUAUUGAAUGUUGGGGCACGUGACGAAGGAGGAGACAGCGAUGGUGACGAUCAGUGUUUGCAGAAUAUCGACUCCUCACCUUCUGCAGCUGGGCUGGUCCUGAGUGCAGGGGGGAGGGGGGUGGUGUAAAGGGCUCUGGGUCAGGAAGAGAUGGAGGAGAGUAGAUAAAAAUUAGAGAAAGAGCUGGAGUGAGGCAGGUUGGAUUCAGGAAAUGUAAUUUGUUAAAAUGGAUUAAAUAGCUUUCUUUGUUUUACAACACCACAAAUGGUUAAACUUCAACAAAGAGUUACUGUUUGGUACAUCUUUAUUUUCCAAAAUGACCACAAGUUUAAGUGUUGAUUAACGCUGUCUUUUUACUUCAGACCUGUGCCGUGCUCUGUAUUGGAGCUCUGCUGCCCAGCAGAUGACAUUAUCAUCCAGUAUCUUCUUGCUUAUUGACAAUCAGUAAACAGUAACUUCUCUCUGUGUCAAACUGCACUGUUUGGUCAGUUCAUACCAAACUGUUCCAACAGUAUUUUGAAUUUGACUUAAUGACUGGGAAUGCUACAGAAGUCGGAAUUUUUUAGUGAUUCUCUGAUGCAUAACUGGCAGAAUAAUGUUUUGUGUUUUUUUUUUUUUUUUAUUUUAAUUUUAUUUUGCUUGACAGUGUAUUUAAAGUAUGUUUUUCUGUAAAUGUGCCUUGUGUUCAAAAGUGAGCAGCACAAUCUUAAAAGAUUACCUUCUUAUUAUCAUCUCUUUUUCACAGACAUCUUUUACCUGUUGUUAUUAUUUUUCUUGAUCUGGGGAAGUUGACUGAGCAUGCUCCAUUUCACACACUGGCUUUGUUUACAAGUACGAACAAUUUUCUCUUUAUUUUCAUCAGUAACUGAUACUAAAACAAGUUAGAUGAAGCAGAUGUUUAAUGAAAGUUGGCACAACAGUAAAUGACAAUUGCUGACAUCAAAGACUGAUGAGAUGUGUAAUCUGAAAGGUGUCUUUUUCCCUUAAAGGGACAAUUCACCCCAAAAUUAAAAUUGCACAUUUUUCCUCUUACCUGUAGUGCUAUAGAUUGUUUUGGUGUGAGUUACAGAUUUUUGGAGAUACCAUCUGUAGAGAUGACUUCUUUCUCUUGAGUACAAUGAAACUGAUGGCACUUUGCUUUUGAUGAAGUGCCAAAAAAGUAAUGUCUCUUUCUAGAAAUCAUGACCCAGUUAUUCAGGAUAGUUUGCAGACCUUGUUGCAGUUUCAUGUUGUAACUGUUUUCUUUCUAGUCAACUAGAGCGUAUCACCGUCCAGAAGGAAAUGUGCAUCUACUUAUUGACAAGAGGCAUGUUGCUUGUGAUAUUGCAAACAUGAAUCUGAUCCUGCUUGACUGAGCUGUAAUGUUAGCUAGCUUAGUUAGCUUAGCUAGCCUCUGCAACAAACAACAAAACAAUCCAAAUCGAUGAAUAGUACUACAUGUAAGAGGAAACAUGUAUUUUUGAUUUGAGGAUGAACUGUCCCUUUACAGUCACAUGGAAACACCAUGUAGAUGGCAUUUUUUCUAUAGCUCUGGCUGCAGCAUUAGGAAAGGGAAACAGGACACACUGUAUGAUGUUACAACUCAGGCCAUGUUUAAAUUUAAAAGCUGCUGGGGUUUUUUUUAGAUUGAAGUAGAUUCUUCAUAUAUUUAAAUUUUAUAUCACAGAUUGACAGAUAUAAGAUUUUUUUGUUACAAUGUGUUUUAAUUGUGGCUUUAAGUGGACAAAAUCCAGUACCCUGCAUGUAGUAAUCAUUGCCAGUGUUGCCUGUGAGCUGCCCAUUGUCUUCUACAGAGCAGCAAAUACAAAUGCUCAAGAUGCCUUUCUUGAUCAUUGAGAUUAAGGCAGACAGGUGCUGCUCUUUCACUCUUCCCCAGUCAGUUUUCCUUUGAGCUGGUCCAGACUAGAUGUUCUUCCAGAUCUCCAAACCUCUUGUUAACCGCAUGGCCAAUCUACAUCAAUCAGGUUGGACUGCUUCGUAAAAUAUAGCUUUAUAAGGAGGGCCACUGUUCUCUGCAGAGUGUGUGAGUUCCACAGUGUGUGUGUGAGGUGUUUCCUGGAUGUGUUUUUUGCUUUCUGUUUCUAAGGUUAGAAAGUGAUGACUGACAAUCUUUGACUGACUUGAUAUUCUGCGAUCCUAUUUCUUCACAAACUUUUUUGUGUAUCCUUUUCAUUUUGUAUUUUUACUCUAAGGAGCAUCUUGUUGUCGUUGAUGUUCCUUAAUGUAUGAUGCAAUUCUGUUACUCUUGAAUUUAUAUUUAUACAGAUAUACAUAUUUUUUGUACCCCACCCCUCCCUUUUUUUCAUUUUUUCUUGUGCUAAUGGUCAAAACUCCAUGUCUACGCAGUAUUAUAGAUAAUGUAAUGUGGACAUCUAUCUCUUUUUUUACAUUUAUGUAUGAACUGAGAAUUUGUAAAAAUGCUUUCACAGUCUUUGUGUGUAAAAUGUAUGUACAAAUUAAAUUAACCAACUUGG
Messenger RNA from Scatophagus argus, 8346 nucleotides. It is a transcript of the gene lats2, whose product is annotated as large tumor suppressor kinase 2. The transcript is spliced from 9 exons. Gene Ontology annotation, molecular function: protein binding; protein serine/threonine kinase activity; ATP binding. The coding region runs from base 583 to 4107 and encodes 1174 amino acids. The record is from RefSeq and is a predicted model, not a curated record. Gene Ontology annotation, cellular component: nucleus; spindle pole. Gene Ontology annotation, biological process: regulation of organ growth; G1/S transition of mitotic cell cycle; positive regulation of apoptotic process. Lineage: Eukaryota; Metazoa; Chordata; Actinopteri; Scatophagidae.